Messenger RNA from Pecten maximus, 1086 nucleotides. RefSeq names its product ryncolin-4-like. The coding region runs from base 1 to 777 and encodes 258 amino acids. Lineage: Eukaryota; Metazoa; Mollusca; Bivalvia; Pectinida; Pectinidae. The transcript has 4 exons. The record is from RefSeq and is a predicted model, not a curated record.
AUGGAUUUCUUUAUUUUGAUUGUUUUAUUUCUGUAUAUUCCCGGACUUUCGGCAUCAUCCUUUACACGGAUACUUCGAACCUCUCUUGACGAUAGUGUCGAUGAUGUCCUCUUAACUUACGUCAACAUAACACACCAUGUUGACUGUGCAAAAAGUUGUAAAUCCAACUGUGUGGCAUUUACUUAUGAACCUGAAACCAAGGAAUGCAGGACAUUUGCCAAGAGAUUCUGUAGAAAUGACACUGCAGAAAAAUUAGCGACUGUUAUGCUCUUCGUCAAAGUGGAAAAAGGCCAAACACCUGCCAACCCCUCCGAUUGUAAUGAGAUGGAUCCAGAUGUCUUCUGCUCAGGUGUCUACCGGAUAACACCGUCAGCAGGAGUCAGCUUCGAUGUGUACUGUGACAUGGAGACGGAUAACGGGCCCUGGACGGUGAUUCAAAACAGACAAAAUGGUGACGAAGAAUUCUUUCGACCCUGGGAUGACUACAAGAAGGGUUUUGGCAAUCCUCUAGGCAAUUUCUGGCUUGAUGAUGCUAUGAAUCUUCAUAACGGGAUGCAGUUCUCAACGUAUGAUCGAGACAAUGAUGUAAAGAAUGAUGCGAGCUGUGCUUCAAUUAAUCAGGGCGGAUGGUGGUACAGGGCAUGUUACGAUGCAAAUCUUAAUGGUAGGAUAUAUGUGAACGGCAGUGACAACAGUAGGUCUCUGGUCUGGGAUUACUUCUACCCGGAUGUUCAAUGGCCUCACAUGAUGAAGACCAGAAUGCUUGUAAAACAUUAAACAAUUUAACAGGAAACAAUCAACUUUGCUAUAAAGGGAGACAACCAACUUUGUAUUGUCAAUUUGUCAAUGUGUCGUGAAUCCUAUCUACAUCGCCAGUGAUUAGGAAAACUUUCGCCGAGAUUGCUUUGGACAUUAAGAUAGGGCAUGUCAUAAGUUCAGCAAACAUUUGUUAAUUACUGCCCCUGAAUGAAUUGAUAGGUGGCGCUCUAGUUUUUUGGUUCCAGCCUAAAUCCGACAGUAUAAACGGUACAGUCGUCAAAUUUAUAUAAACGAAUCGCUACCGAUCUUUACCAUUUUGCAAACAAU